AUGCCUCCACUCGGUCCCAGAGCAGCUCCUGUCAACAUGCGAUUCCCUCAGCAUAUGGCUCUGGAACACGCCCCGAUGACCCCGAGCUAUUGGCAGGUAACCUCGCAGACUAUAGUUACCCCGGGCCUCCCUCAGACUCCACAGACGGGCACCACGUCCGUGUUCGAGCUGCCCCCAACCCCCGGAGAUCUCGUCAGCGGCCCUCAGCACGAGUCACAUCUCAACACACCUUAUAAUGCCGCUCUGAUGUCGCGCGCCAACUCGCACUCGUCCGGAGCGUCGUCGCCCAAUGGAAGCCCAUACUACACGCCGACGUCGAUACAGGACAGCGACUAUUUCAACCGCGGCAUUCCAACCGCAACGGGAGGUCACUACUCCCACGGCGUCGCUCCUACUGAUUUUGGGCCUUCUGGACCUAUGUCGGGUACCAUCAACCUUUCCCACAUUCAGGACAGCAGACAUGCCAUCAAGUUCCGGUCGACGAAAAGCGUGACGGAGUCUGAGCCCGGCACCCCAGCCCCUAGCAUCCACUCGAGUCCCGUGCGCGUUAAGACAGAGUACCCCUCGCCCCAGUCCAAUCAAUCGUCGUCACCAGCCGUCAGCGUUUCCUCUCACCUGCACUCGUCUCCCCCUCGUCUGAGCCAGUCUGGUUCUGCAAGCGCGAGGGAUGCUCCCAGCUCCACCCCUGAGCUCUCCUCGUCGCGGACCACACAGAGCCCCAACUUCCGGAGUAACUCGGUUGAAGAUGAAGACGACUACGUCACGCAGGACGACGGCGAUGACGAUGACUUCCGCCCGAUUUCGGCGCAGCGCAAGAAGAAGAAGAAGGGCAGCCCUCGCCGCCGCCGCAACACGGCGACUUCCACCCGGCGUGUUGUGUCCGUGGUACGCGCGCAGCCGGCCGACUCGAACAAGCUGAGCGGCAACCUGUCUCGCGCCGCUUUCCUGAAGAGGUAUCCCAGGCUGCCGUUCGAGUUCCCUCUCCUCUACUAUGCUCUUCUUCCCGACAUGACUCUCGACGACGCGGCCGCCCCCAAAAUCGGCACCAUCCCGAGCUCCGUAACGCCCCUCCAGAAGUGCAGCAUCCUGCAGGACUUUUACGGACGUGGCAAGCGUCUCAUUCGUCAGCUGGAUGAGUUUUCCUACCUCGUCAAGCCGCGCACCAGUGGCAGCCGUACCAACGAGCCACUCUGGACCGAGAUCCCCAAGCCCUACUCGCGUGCCCUCGUUUUCGUUCGUCGCAAGGUCGUCGAAAGGACGGAGAACUACAAGUACACGCGCCGCGACCUGCUCAAGAAGACCAUCAAACGCUGUUGCCCUGCCGAGGACCCACGGUGCAUCGAGAACGGCAUGAUCCACUGGGAUCGCGAGAGCGGCAACAACGACCCUGCGGGAGACCUCGCCCGGCGCGGAAUAAUCAUGGGGUUAGGCAUGGGAAACUCAUCUCCCCCGCAUCCCACUCAGAACAUAAACACCGGCCACCACGACCUCCGGCCCGCUGUUUCACGCUCGUCGCUGCGCGUGCCCCCUAGCCCGCUCACUAUCGUCCCGCUCACGCCGCCUCCGAGCUACUCCGCGUCGUCGCUCACCCCCGAGAGCGCCGGCACCCACUACCACACUGUGCCCUCGACGCCCGUCUCGGCCGUGACGCCUGAGGGCGUGCUCCUCCCGCUUCCGUUCAGCCGGCUCGCGCUGUCGGAAUCAAACUUCCUCCCCGAGCUCCCUGCCGCUGGAGUGAACUCGGUGCUUCCCUCCCCGUCGGCUUUGGGCCUCUCUCAGCACCGCCAGGCGAGCUACGGCAACGUCAGACGGACCCACUCGCGCUCAUACUCGUCUGACUCGGACCACUCCUCCUCCAGCAUCGAGUAGGGUGUCUGUCCCCAGCAGGACCAUACAGUCCGGAUUCGAUCCGGACCUUAUACAACCCGGCCAGGACUGGACUCUUGGCCAUGUGCACACGCUAGAACAGUUGGGCUUUUAGACUAAUCUCCUGGAGCUUUGCCUCCGUAUAUCAAUGCCGCGCGUGCGUGCUCGUCAGUUUCGUCUGUGAUGUAUUGGUUAAGGUUUAC
Cutaneotrichosporon oleaginosum is the source of this 2069-nucleotide messenger RNA. RefSeq lists its product as uncharacterized. NCBI's taxonomy places the organism in Eukaryota, Fungi, Basidiomycota, Tremellomycetes, Trichosporonales, Trichosporonaceae. The record is from RefSeq and is a predicted model, not a curated record.